Molecule: messenger RNA, 2121 nt
Organism: Laccaria bicolor S238N-H82
Lineage: Eukaryota; Fungi; Basidiomycota; Agaricomycetes; Agaricales; Hydnangiaceae
Exons: 6
Coding region: 1-2121 (706 amino acids)
Cellular component (GO): ribonucleoprotein complex; cytosol
Molecular function (GO): GTPase activity; GTP binding
Source: RefSeq, a predicted model, not a curated record
AUGCUCUCAUCAGCCUUACGGUCAAGACUAUGGAAAGUUGAUUUACCCGUCUACAGAAGCUCCUUCAAAACCCAACGACAUUUACGUCGCGCGUUUUCAUCCACCCACCGGUCUCUCGCAGAAGCCUUUGACAAUGGCGUCGCUGCACCCGAAAGGAUUCGUAACAUCGCCAUAAUAGCUCAUGUCGACCAUGGAAAAACAACACUAGUCGACCAACUCCUCCGUCAAUCCGGGACUGUCAAACAGCUAACAGCGACAGAGCAACUGCUCUUCACCCCCACUUCCUCCUCAUCAUCGUCAUCAUCCUCCUCGUCAACCACCACAACCACAUCCGACAGCCCUAUAGACGACGGAUUCAUCACCCGCCUAAUGGACUCCAACGACCUCGAACGCGAGCGUGGUAUAACCAUCUUGUCUAAAUGCACUAGCGUCAUGUACAACGGCAACUUGAUCAAUAUCGUUGAUACGCCUGGACAUGCGGAUUUUGGAGGUGAGGUGGAGAGGAUUAUGAGUAUGGUGGAUGGCGUGGCGUUGAUUGUGGAUGCUACGGAGGGACCCAUGACACAGACUAGGUUCGUCCUUUCAAAGGCGCUUAGUAGGGGUUUGAGACCACUCGUCGUUCUGAACAAAGCAGACAGAGCGACAUCCCGACCCGCUCAAGUCGAAAGCGACCUCUUCGACCUCUUCGCAACGCUAGGAGCUACAGACGAACAAGCAGACUAUCCCCUCCUCUACGCUUCCGCAAAACAAGGUUGGGCACAGGACACGCUCCCCCCUCCCAGCACCACCACCAACGACAUCACCAUGACCCCGCUAUUCGAGCUCAUCCUGAAACACGUGCCGCCCCCUAGCCACUUGGACCGUACCGCGCCCUUCUCAAUGCUCACAGUCCAAAUCGAGAGCGACCCAUACGUGGGGAUACUCCUCCUCGGCCGGGUGCAUAGCGGUAUCCUCAAACUCGGUGAUACCCUGUGGGCUUUAGACCCGGAGGGUAAUAAAGUUGGAGAAGGCAAGGUCAAGAAGAUAUAUGGGAGGAGGGGGCUAGAGAGGAUCGAGAGGGGUGUAGCUGGUGCAGGGGAGAUAGUGAGCGUUGCGGGGGUUAAGACGAAAACUGGAGCUGGUGUUAACGUUACGCUUGUGCAUCCUGAGGGGUGGGGUGACCAGGGACCCCAAGCGCUUCCCACCACACCCAUAGACCCACCUACCAUCUCCAUCUUCGUACACGCCAACGACUCCCCCCUCGCCGGCAAAGAAGGCACAAAACUCACCUCCCAACUCAUCCGCGACCGUAUCUACAAAGAAGCCGAAACCAACGUUGCCCUAACAGUCCUACCAGGCCCAACAUCCGAAUCACUCGAGCUCCGCGGUAGAGGCGUCCUCCACCUCGGCGUCCUACUCGAAACUCUACGCAGGGAGGGGUACGAACUCGGCAUCAGCUCCCCCAAAGCCGUCAUGCUCCCCGACCCCGACCCAAGCAAGCCAGGGGGGAAGUUGGAGCCCAUAGAAGAGUGUACGGUGCUUGUGAAGGAGGAAUAUGCGGGGAGUGUGGUUCAGAAACUUACGUUGCGUAAAGGGGAGAUGGUCAGUUAUGAUACGGAGGAGGAUGGGUGGGUUAAGGUUGUUAUGGAGGUUCCGGCACGGGGGUUGAUUGGGUAUAUGGCGGGCGAGUUUAAGAAUGAUGUUCAUGGGCAGGGGACGAUCAAUCAUAUAUUCAAGGGAUACGAGCCGUAUAGAGGGGCUAUUGAUACAGGCCGGAAUGGAGCAUUGAUAUCGAUGGCAGCGGGUGAAUCGUCCGGAUACUCAAUGGCGCCGCUCCAAGCACGCGGAACGCUCUUUAUCCAUCCCCAAACACAAGUCUACCCCGGCAUGGUAAUAGGCGAAUCCGCCAAAUCCCAAGACCUCUACCUAAACCCAUGCAUCAAAAAACAGCUCACCAACAUCCGAGCCGCAGGCGCAGAUGAGAAGAUUGUUUUAGCAUCGCCCAGAGUUAUGACGCUUGAGGAGGCGCUGGCAUAUAUGGGUGAUGAUGAGAUUGUGGAGGUUACGCCGAGUAGUGUUAGGUUGAGGAAGGUUGUGUUGGACCAGGCUACGAGGAUGAGGAUGAAGGGGGGGAAGAAGUAG